Brenthis ino (lesser marbled fritillary) is the source of this 915-nucleotide messenger RNA. NCBI's taxonomy places the organism in Eukaryota, Metazoa, Arthropoda, Insecta, Lepidoptera, Nymphalidae. The record is from the annotation of a GenBank genome assembly.
AUGGCGGUGAGCUGCCCCGAGGUGAUGUACGGCGCCUACUACCCCUACCUGUACGGCCGCGGCGCCGCGCGCUCCUUCCACCACGCGCCGCACUUCCAGUACGAUCGGCUGAACGUACAGAGCGCAGGCAAUGCGAGCGAGUACGGUGGCGGUGCGGUGUCCAACGCGGCCGCGCUCAGCUCGGGCUCGGCGUCGUCCGGCGCGCAGUCGCCCGGCUCGCCGCCGCACGCGCACGCGCUGCCGCAGCACGCGCACGCGCACGCCCACGCCCACGCCCACCUCGCGCACGCGCACGCGCACCACCACGCGCCGGCGCAUCACUCGCCUCGGCUGCGCACCAAGGAGGAGGAUCUGUCAGCACAUGGACGCGCCUCCGCCGAUGGCGGCGGCUCCUCGGAGUCGGAAGGGGAGUGCGGCGGGCUGCGUGCGCGCGCGCAGUACGUCAGCGCCAACUGCGUGGUGUUCACGCACUACUCGGGCGACGUCGCCGCCGUCGUGGACGAGCACUUUGCCAGGGCUCUGUCUCUCGACAAGCCUAAAGAGGGCGUGCCGAUGGCGUCGCGCAAUCUGCCUGCGUCGUUCUUCAACGCGGCGGCGGCGGGCCCCGCCUGCGCCGGCCUCGACCUGUACGACUACGACCCGUGGCACCAACAUUAUGCGGGGUACGGGCACGCGGCGCACCGGCACGCAGCAGAGUACCACGCGGCGGCGGCACACCACAACAUGGCGGCGGCGGGCUACGGCGGCCUGCUGCUGGGCCGCGGCGGCCUGCACGCGCAGUACAAGCCCGUCGACUGGGGCCACGCGCACGCCUCGCCGCACCUCGACCCGGCCGCCUGCUCGCCGUACUCCUACCCCGCGCCGCCCGGUCUGGAGGCACAGGUGCAGGACACGUCGAAGGACCUCUACUGGUUC